AUGGGGGCGAGGCGGGCGGCCCCGCGGGGAGAGGCCGGGGGCGGGUGCGGGCGGCCGGGGCCUAGCGCUCAGCCGGGCGCCGCCGCCGCCGCCAUCGCGGCCGCCGCUCCCGCGGGGCGGGGGAACGGGGCCGCGGUCGGGUGCUCACCUGCCCGUCCUCGGCGGCGCGGGUGGGAGAAGGAGGGGGAGAGGGAAGGAAGCGGGGGCCCCCCCCGCUCCUCCCGGAGCCUCGGCGACCCGGGGAGGGAAGGGGGGGAGGAGGGGAAGGGAGGAGGGAAGAGGAGCAGGAGGAGGGAGCCGGGCGCUCCGGUGCGUGCGAGGAGCCGGAGCCUGGCGGCGGGAGGAGGAGACUCCCCGCCCCUACGGCCGGGCUCUCUGGCGGGCACCUCCGGCCCCUCCUCCGCCGCGCUCCGCCUCGCCCCGCUGCCUGCGGGCGCUCGGGUGAGGCGAGGCAAGGCGCGGCGAGGCGAGGUGAGGCGCCGAGAAGCUCCCAGCAGCUCCGCGCCCGAUCAGAGGCCGCGGGGAGGAGCCGGGCAGCCCCAUCCUCGGCGGCGCCGCGCACCGAGCCAACAUGGUGGCGGCCGCGCGGGGCGGAGGGGAGGCGAGGGGCAGCCCCCGAUCGGGGCCUUUCGGGGAGGGCUGCCCGGAGCCCGGCUGCCUUCCUCCUGCUUGAUGAUGUUCAGGAUGAGGAAGGAGGAGCUGCACUCAUCUGCUGUAGCAUGUGUGGAAAACAGCGUGAGAUGCUGCUGCUGUCGUUUGCUGCUACCAGGUGCUGGGUACCAUUUCCUGACCAGUGUUCAGGCAAGAUCAGUGUCUGUGAACUCAUCAGCUGCACUGCAUUUCUGGUAUUCCAGGAAAAAUGCUGCUGUUAAGGCUGCUGCUUUGUCCUGCACUGUCAUCAGCCCGCUUCUUGAAGAGCUGGCUCUCAAGUGGGGAAACAAGAAGAGCAAAACCCAGCCAGAGCCCCCUGCACAAGUGUUUGUGCUGGGGAUACAUCACAGCUUUUUGGAACUUUUAAUGUUUGUAUUCUUCAAAAGGGGGGAAAAAAACUGCUACAUUCAGCAGAAAGCUCUCUAUAUACCGUGAACUCAGAACUGAAAGCUAUAAAAAUGACAAAUUCUAAUUUUUUUUUUUUUUUGUGGAGCGGAGAGCUUUUAUCAACAUCUGUUUCUCUGAAUUUUGAGUUACUCUUAAAAAAUGGAGCUGAUGGGUAUUCCUUAAUUUCCCUUAAGUAUAUAAGUAAUUGAUCCUGUUGGUUUGGAGAACUACAAAACUGUGGUGGGAAUAUAAAAAUCUUUGAUUUUUUUUUUUAAAUAAUAUAUUACUUCACUAUUUCCUUUCAGUCUCUACAUUUCUUUAAAUAGUCUGUAGCAGCCAAAUAAUGUAAUGUAACUGAUAUUUCACUGUUCAUAGAAUAAACUGUAAUUAUAUGAUAAAAGGAUGCAUUUAUCAUUCUCAUAAUGGGACAAAAUUAAUAACAUGGAAACAAAUACAGUUAAAGAAAAUAAGAGAAAUACUAACUCAAAAAUAUGUGGCAUUAAAGGUUACAUUAAUGCUGCUUCCUUCUGCUUGUUUUUCCUUUCACUUUUGGUUAAAAAGGGAUUUUCCAAAGCACAGGAAUUUGCUUAUCCUAUUCCUAGUUCUUUGAAAACAGAGCGUAUUGAAAAUCAGACUGUUCCACACUGUCCUAUAUU
Numida meleagris (helmeted guineafowl) is the source of this 1694-nucleotide messenger RNA. Its product is annotated as translation initiation factor IF-2-like. Lineage: Eukaryota; Metazoa; Chordata; Aves; Galliformes; Numididae. The record is from RefSeq and is a predicted model, not a curated record. The coding region runs from base 1 to 1086 and encodes 361 amino acids. The transcript has 3 exons.